AUGUCGUCCAAUAAGCGGGGCAACAUUUUCGACCAGGGGAGGCCCGAAAACCCCUACGAAGAUCGCGAUGAUGUCGCGGAUGUGCCCCAGAAGGCGACGGCAGCACAGCUGGCAGCCCGCAAAAUCAAGACCGCGAAAGCCCGACGACCAGCAGGCGCCACCUCCGGUCUAUCACAGAGCGCAAACUUCGGCGCACCACAACAAAACGCCUUUGGCUUCGGUGCCUCAACGUCCGCCCCUACGAACAACGGCGCAAACGGUUUCGGCGGCAACAAUGCCUUCGGCGGCGGCGCGACUAACAGCUUCCCACCCGCCCAGUCCGCUGCCCCGAGCAACAACUUCGCUGCCUCGUCCUUUCCAGCGUUCGGAGGAAGCAACCAGGGCACAGGCUUCAACCCCACACCACCCUCGGCGGCGGGCUUCAACUUCACAGCUGGAGGUGCAAACCCUUUCGCGACGGCCAACUCGGGAUCCGCGACCAAUGGCAGCACGCCUGCGCCCGCGUUCGGAGGAUCCAAUCCCUUUGGCGGCCUAGGCCAAAACAAUACCACAAGCGCAGCCUCAUCAGGCGGCAUGUUCGGUGCUACCAGUUCAGCUCCCACAGGCGGCAUGUUUGGAACAUCGAGUGCGGCACCAUCAUCAGGAGGCAUGUUCGGUACAUCCACCGCCGCUUCUUCCGGCGGUAUGUUUGGUACAUCCAGCGCUGCGACCUCGGGUGGUAUGUUUGGUACAUCGAGUGCUGCCCCCGGUGGCAUCACCGCCGCUCCCGCAUCCACACCCUUCACAUUCGGUGCCGCAGCGACGACAGCCUCGAACACCACGAGUACGCCGGCGACAAGCGGUAUCUUCAGCGGAUUUGGCAACUCAACACAAUCAACGGCGCCUUCACAACCAAGCACGUUCGGUGGCUUUGGUGCCAAUGCGCAGAAGGAAGAUGCUCCCAAGCAGGCGGCUGUGCCCCAAAACAACAUGUUUGGUGGCUUCGGUUCCAACGCACAAAAGACGGAGGGCUUGGGUACGAGCGCGCAAGGCACGCCAAAUGCGACGGCGACGGCGACCGCUCCUGUCUCGAAUCUGUUCAACUUCGGCGCAAAUGCGCAGAAGUCUGACAGCACGACCAAUCCGUUCGCAAACCUCCCGACCGCCGAAAACAAGUCUUCUGGGGCAGCUGCACCAACAAGCAUGUUCAGCAGCCUCAAGAAACCUGAAGAGUCUGGCAGCAGCCUUCCUGCCGAUACCCCCAAGUCCAACCCUUCAGGUUUCAGCAUAUUUGGUGCCAAUAAGGAUACGGGCGCAGCAACACCGUUCUCCACACCACAGCCAGCGAAGACAACCGACGUGGAGAAGUCUCAAGGUGGCAUGUUCACUGCUGCUCAACCCAAAACUAGCUCUGGCCUCUUCUCCCAAACGUUCCAGCCCGAGAGCAACAACUCCAGCAAUUUGUUCCAAAAGCCACAGUCAAGCUUUCCCCCUUCAUCGACCUCAGCUUCCAAUCCCUUUGCCUCUUUGCCCAAACCUUCGACAGAUCGUCCCAACUUGUUCAGCGCUUCAAAGGAACCCUCGCAAUCCUCCCCUGCGCCGGCCACAUCGAUCUUCAACGAAAUGCCCAAGGUUCCCAAGGUGCACGUUCCCAAAGAUUGGGCUGUACCAGGUGCCAUAUCCGAUCUGACCGCUCAACUGCAAAUGUUGAACGAAAAGUACCGACAACAGCUGAGCAACCUUCCUCCCACGGCAGACUGGUCAAGCGUGUCGCUUUGGCACUACCAGCAUGCGGUCGACAUUAAGAAGAAGAUCGACAACGUGAAGAAGCAACGUGCAGCCGGACGAGGUAUCACCGGCAAUGAAUCAAGCCUAUCCACCAAGCGCAAGGUCAACGAUGAUAGCCACGAAGUCCGUGAUCCAUCCCCUUCCAAGCGAGCUCGUGCCACAGAAGCAUCUGCUGGUCCGACUCCCCAGCUCUCGGCUUCUACACCGAAGCUCAGUGCCCCAGCCACGGCGACAUCAAACAUGUUUGCCAAGGCGAUCGGAAACAAGCCCUCUACACCUGCGCCAGCUUCAUCGGCAAGCCUGUUCGCUCCAAAGACAGCUGAAAAGCCCGCCACCGAGCCCUCGCAACCAGCUGCAUCGACUACCGGUUUCGGUUUUAAGCCCUCAAUUCCCGCUACUAACGGUGCAGAAACUGCGGCAGCCUCGUCUGGCUUCAAGCCAAGCUUCGGUGCUUCCUCCACUAGUACAUCAGGCUCUACUGGCUUCAAGCCGAACUUUGGCAGUGCUCCGGCAGGCGGCUUCAUGGCUCAGUUCACCAAGACCGCAAAGACUUACGAGGAGCUUGCCGCAGAACGCAAGAAGAAGGCUAUGGAUGAGGACUACGACUCGGACGAUGAGACCAAAGAGGAGUGGUCUGCCAGGUACGACAAGGCUGAGGCUGAGCGUCUCGCCAAGGAGAAGGAGAUUGCUGCCUCGACUAAAUUUGUGUUACCUGGUAGUACUUCUGGGAGUACUUCACCCAAGGAAAAUCCGUUCACUGGGCUUUUGAAGCCUAAGAGCGGAGUUUCCACUCCCAAAGCUCCCAGCCCGGCGCCGUCUACAGGCAGUCAAUCGAUUUUCAACGCCUCCAACUCGCAAGCAUCAUCCCCAAAUAUCUUCGGCCACCUAUCAGGUCCGUCCUCCAGCAACCAGGAAGAGUCGGAUGACGACGACGGCGAACAACAAGACAAUACUGAUUCAGUAGAGCCGCCUUCGCCUCCGAAGCGCUCGGUCGAUCACAAGCAGCAGGAGUCAAGUUCUAAGGGCAGCUUGUUUUCAAGGAUCACCAGGGACAACGAUUCCGAGGCAGAGAAGGAGAACAGCGGCGCCUCCUCUCUGUUCGGGCAGAGUAACGGUACUACAACUCCUUCCAACAAACCCUUCCAGUUCUUCGAUUUCGGUGCUGCAUCAAAGACCGCGCCGCCGAAGACCGACACGUUCGCCGGCGAUCAGACUUUCAAGGCGGGUACUCCGAUCAAGUUCGGCGGAGCUCCUGCUACUGAGAAGAAGGACGCUGCACCCAAAUUCAGCUUCCAGCCUGCUACACCUGGUGCUGGCGAGUUCUCCACAACGCCGGCGAAACCACCACCCAGCUCGAUCUUCAAUUUCGCCCCGUCCACAGGUGGAUCUUCGCUUUUCGCUCCAUCAGGCGGCAACUCUGUGACAUCGUCUGUAUUCUCUUCGCGCGCAAACACGCCUCUCUCUGAAGCUGGCGAUACCAGUGCCGCGUCUGCAGCAGAAGAUGACGAAGACGGCGGUAAGCAAGAACAGAUUGACUUGACCAAGUUGACUGAGGAUGAGCUCAACACUUACGACAUUGUCUUCCACACCGAAGUCGUACUCGCCAAGCACCAGGAGGGAGAAAAGGGCUGGACGAACAUCGCAAAGGGCCCGCUCUGGAUCCUCAAGGACAAGCAGACGGGCAAGUGCUCUGUGCGAGUGCGCAUCCCGAGCGGUGCCACCCCAGUCAACUACCAGAUACUACCAGCGCUGCCUGCCACUGUCACUGGCGGUAGCAAGAAGAUGGUCAUGGCGACCAAGCCUGCCAAGGAAGGCGGACUCCAGUCUGUUCUUUACGCAGUCAAGACGCCUGAGAUUGCACAGGAACUCGCAGCGAAGUACACAGAGUGCGUACCUAAAUCGCAGUAA
Messenger RNA from Alternaria rosae, 3675 nucleotides. RefSeq lists its product as uncharacterized. The coding region runs from base 1 to 3675 and encodes 1224 amino acids. Gene Ontology annotation, cellular component: nuclear pore. NCBI's taxonomy places the organism in Eukaryota, Fungi, Ascomycota, Dothideomycetes, Pleosporales, Pleosporaceae. The transcript is spliced from 14 exons. The record is from RefSeq and is a predicted model, not a curated record.